Nestor notabilis (Kea) is the source of this 1673-nucleotide messenger RNA. RefSeq names its product adaptor-related protein complex 1, mu 1 subunit (gene AP1M1). The record is from RefSeq and is a predicted model, not a curated record. The transcript is spliced from 11 exons. Gene Ontology annotation, cellular component: clathrin adaptor complex; clathrin-coated vesicle. The annotation marks the transcript as partial. Lineage: Eukaryota; Metazoa; Chordata; Aves; Psittaciformes; Psittacidae. Gene Ontology annotation, molecular function: clathrin-cargo adaptor activity. Gene Ontology annotation, biological process: intracellular protein transport; vesicle-mediated transport.
GUUCUCAUCUGCCGGAAUUACCGCGGAGAUGUGGACAUGUCAGAGGUGGAGCAUUUUAUGCCAAUCCUUAUGGAAAAGGAAGAAGAGGGGACACUUUCUCCCAUUCUAGCCCAUGGAGGAGUUCGUUUUAUGUGGAUUAAACAUAACAACUUGUAUCUUGUUGCAACCUCUAAGAAGAAUGCUUGUGUGUCACUGGUGUUUUCAUUUUUAUAUAAAGUAGUUCAGGUUUUUUCUGAAUAUUUCAAGGAGUUGGAAGAAGAGAGCAUUAGGGAUAAUUUUGUUAUUAUUUAUGAGUUGUUAGAUGAGCUUAUGGAUUUUGGUUACCCCCAAACCACUGAUAGUAAAAUCUUACAAGAGUACAUCACUCAGGAAGGCCACAAACUUGAAACUGGAGCUCCACGUCCACCUGCCACUGUUACCAAUGCUGUAUCAUGGAGAUCAGAAGGGAUAAAGUACAGGAAAAAUGAGGUGUUCCUGGAUGUUAUAGAGUCGGUUAACCUUCUGGUCAGUGCCAAUGGAAAUGUAUUACGGAGUGAGAUAGUUGGAUCCAUUAAAAUGCGAGUGUUCCUCUCGGGAAUGCCAGAGCUGCGCCUGGGUUUAAAUGACAAAGUUCUCUUUGAUAAUACAGGCCGUGGCAAAAGUAAGUCGGUGGAACUGGAAGAUGUGAAGUUUCACCAGUGUGUUCGUCUCUCUCGCUUUGAGAAUGACAGGACGAUUUCUUUCAUUCCGCCUGAUGGAGAGUUUGAGCUCAUGUCAUAUCGCCUCAAUACCCACGUAAAACCACUGAUCUGGAUUGAGUCUGUGAUUGAGAAACAUUCCCACAGCCGCAUCGAGUACAUGAUCAAGGCAAAAAGUCAAUUUAAACGUAGAUCAACUGCCAACAAUGUGGAGAUUCACAUUCCAGUUCCAAACGAUGCGGACUCGCCAAAGUUUAAAACCACUGUUGGAAGUGUCAAAUGGGUUCCAGAGAACAGUGAAAUUGUCUGGUCCAUUAAGUCUUUUCCAGGUGGAAAAGAAUACUUGAUGAGAGCUCACUUUGGACUUCCAAGUGUUGAAGCUGAAGAUAAGGAAGGAAAACCUCCCAUAAGUGUAAAGUUUGAGAUUCCGUAUUUCACCACUUCAGGAAUCCAGGUUCGCUACUUAAAGAUAAUUGAGAAGAGUGGCUAUCAGGCUCUCCCAUGGGUUCGUUAUAUUACCCAGAAUGGAGACUACCAGCUUCGAACACAGUAAAACCCCUCGCAAGCACCACAGAGAACAAAACUUCAGGCCUAGAAUUUGUUUGCAGAAGCUUCUGUGGUACUGAGAGCUGUGAAUGUUGUUGCCAAGGGUCUUGUUUCUGCAGUCUUGGAUUGGCAGGACAGAGAUUGGAAAUUUACUGUUUUCAAUAAUGUGUUUGAGCAUUUGAAACAUUAGUAUUGAUUGUGUGAAUAUUUAUUUCAUUCUUAGAACAUGCUGAUCUUGCUGCUAAAUGCUAAUUCUGAGUAGCAGUUACCUUGAGGAGCCAGGAAUACAGAACAGACCUUGAGCAUGUCUUGUCAAUGCCUUGUCUGUUACAUCCACAAAGUUUCUAGUAUUCAUAUUUUAGGAUCUCUAAAGACAUUGGCAGGGUUAUGCUACAAAUUAGGGAGACAAUUGUGCAAUUAAAAUGACUGCUGAACACUUAGUUGUAUUUA